This is a messenger RNA of Vicia villosa (hairy vetch), 939 nucleotides long. RefSeq lists its product as uncharacterized. NCBI's taxonomy places the organism in Eukaryota, Viridiplantae, Streptophyta, Magnoliopsida, Fabales, Fabaceae. The record is from RefSeq and is a predicted model, not a curated record. The coding region runs from base 1 to 939 and encodes 312 amino acids. The transcript has a single exon.
AUGGCGGUGGACUUUAUUGCCCCAAAUGUGAUUAAUGGAGACAUAGAGAUUAGUAUUGAAGAUACGGAUGUGGCACAGGAAUUGGAGUAUUGGGAAAAUGCUAUGAUUCUCUUUGCUCUGGGAGGUAAUCUUACGAUGAAUGCUGUGAAGAAAUUCAUGGAAAGCUCAUGGAAUUUUAUUGCCUUACCGAGUCUAUACUACAAUGAAGCCGGCUACUUUAUUGUGCGAUUUAGGAGCUAUGAGGAUAUGGAGAAAGUUACGGCUCAGGGACCUUAUUUCAUCUUUGGCAGGCCUGUUUUCCUGAAAUCGUGGUCACCGGAUUUUGAGAUUAUGGAGGAUGUGCUACGUGUGCUACCCAUUUGGAUCACUUUCCCUAAUCUUCCGCUUCAUCUUUGGGGGAAGAUUAGUAUCUCGAAGAUCUCUAGUGCUAUUGGAAAGCCCAUCACCACAGAUGAAUGCACGGCAAAAAAGUUGAGGAUUUCUUAUGCUCGGGUGCUAGUUGAGGUGGAUAUAACGCAAAAGCCCAGGGAUACCAUUUGCAUCAAGGAUCAUGUGGGGAAGAAAAUUGAGCAGAAAGUUGAAUAUGAAUGGAGGCCUCGCUAUUGUCACUCAUGUUUGAAAGUUGGCCAUGACUGCUCACAACAGAAGGCUCCUAUAAAACAGGUUCCCAAAGUGUGGAAAAUGAAAGAUAAAGCUGAAGACCCUAAGCAAGGAGAGAGUGUGGAGACACAUAACUUCAUUGCUAGCCCUAGCAAUACAGCAGUAGAAGUACCUGAUGAACAGAAGGAUGCAUCGAAUGAGGACAAUUGGACAGUGGUUACCAAGAAAGGUAAAACACCCAUGGCCACACCUAGGAAUGAUCCUGUGAUAUUCACAAACCCUUUUACCCACCUUAGGAUUGGAGAUGGUCCUAUAGGAGGGCAAAAUCCUGAUAAAUGA